AACCUGAGAGAGGAGAGAGAUCAGUCAUUCAGUCACACACACCUGCUCACACACACACUCUCACACACACCUGCUCGCGCUGGAUGAACAGACAAAUAUGCACACAAUGAAGAGCAUUCUUAAACAUAAAACGCUGAAGAAAAACCCUCUGGUCGGUGUGGAGACUCAGAGUAGCACUAUAGGAAUAGUGCGCUGGACUCUUCCAGAGGAAUCAGUGCAGAGUCACAACACAGCCCCCUCACCAUCCCGCAAAACCAGCGCCGUCUCCUCCACACGCUCACAGCCAAAACAGAGGCAGCAGAGUCUGAAGGAUCUCCGCAGCCUUCAGGAGUGUAUUCAGUUCCUCAACUGCUGGAAGCUACAGGUGGCAGAAGUGUGUAAGAAGGAUAACAGUGCUGGGGAAGGAUGCAGUACGUGGGUCGGUGGUGCAGCAGAGAGAUGGGAAGACCCCCGGACCGAGCGCAGUCUGGAGGAGAGCCGUAAACUCAUCCUGCAGUGGGCUGAUGAACUCAACAGCGUCGACAGGUUGUGUAAAGACAGUAGAUGGAUGAAGCAGAGGUUUGAGCACAGUGAGGAAGAUGAGCAGCAGAAGAAGGAGGAUGAUGAUGGUGAAGUGCUGGAGGAGAGGCUGAUGGAAUGGGCCAGAGAGCUGCAGAGUGUAUCAGAGAGCUGUGGGGUGCUGGGAGAGGAGCUGGGCAAGACUCUUCGUCUGCUCGGCCUGAGGAAGAAGAGGCUGAUGACUUUAAUGCCCCUGCUGGAGUUCAUCACCUGGUCUUUACUGAAAGACGACAAAAAGGAUGUGAUUUCUCAGCUGUGGCUUUCGGCUAAGCAGCGCUCCUGGCAAGCAGGCACGCCACAAUACAUCCCAAACUCAGUUUGGAGCUGGAUCACUAGUGCAGCAGUUGACGUGAACCUCGACCCCAUGACCAACCACCCGUGGCUACUGCUGUCUGACGACUAUAAGAAGGUGCAGGAGGCCCUGCAGGAGUCCUACGUGCCGCCCAGCUCCCAGCGCUUUGAUACCUGGCCCUGUGUGCUGGGCUGGGAGGGGUACAUGCAGGGACGCAGCUACUGGGAGGUGGAACUGGCCAAUAACGGCUACUGGAGAGUGGGGGUCACCACCGCCUCCUCCAAGAGGCUCGGCCGCUGCCCCAUGAAGCCCUCCAAGGGUUACUGGACCCUGUGGCGCAGCACCAGGCAGUUCUACGCCUGCACCGACCCGGCCACGCCCCUGCCCCUCGCCCUGGUGCCCAAGAAGAUGGGCAUUUACAUCGACUACGAGGAGGGCCAGAUCUCCUUCUACAACGCCGAGAACAAAUCCCACAUCUUCACCUUCACCGGCCACUUCAGAGAGAAGCUGUACCCGCUCUUCGCCCCUCUGGACGGCAGGACUCUGAUGACCAUAUCAUCUCCAGCCAAUAGCAGUGCCUUAUGAAGAAAUACAAAAUAAUCAUCUUAAAUCCUUAUAAAUGAGCUCCUCUGAAAGAAAGACAUGAGGAGUGGAAUUGUAUUGGGCUGUGCCUAUUACUUAUUACUUAUUAAUAUUAUUUAAUUUAUAUAUAUUCAAAAAUAACUUUUUUGUCUUGUUGUAUGUUGGUUGUAAAGGCUCAUGCAUAUUUUACAAUUUAGAAUGAUUCAAAUUUUUUGUAAACUCAUAAUUGUUUAAAAGUUGCUAAUUAAAAGUUAAAAGUUGUCUUUAACGUUAUGAAUGUGUUAAAAUAUCUGAUUAAUCAUUUCACCACAUUUUACCACAGCUGAGGAAUUAGCGGGUUUAUUUAACCCUGUAAACCGUGAGUGUGAAGAAGGUAGAUUACUUUGUAUACUUUGUAAGUAGAAAGAUGGAUAAAAUCUCAUAACUAACUCUCACUCUCCUACUCUGAUUCUCUCUCUCUCUCUCUCUCUCUCUUUCUCUCUCUCUCACAGCUCUGGAAAAAAUUAAGAGAGCACUUCAGUUUCUAGGUAACUUCAGUUAUAGGUUUAUGUUUGAGUAAAAUGAACAUUGUUGUUUUAUUCUAUAAACUACAGACAACAUUUCUCCCAAAGUCCAAAUAAAAAUAUUCUCAUUUAGAGCAUUUAUUUACAGAAAAUGGGAAAUGGCUGAAAUAACAAAAAAGAUGCAGAACUUUCAGACCUCAAAUAAUGCAAAGAAAACAAGUUCAUAUUCAUAAAGAGUUAAGAAAUUAAUAUUUGGUUGAAUAAUUCUGGUGGUUUUUAAUCACAGUUUUCUUCAUGCAUCUUGGCAUCAUGUUCUCCUCCACCAGUCUUACACACUGCUUUUGGAUAACUUUAUGCCUUUACUCCUGACGCUUUUGAUGGCUGAUUAUCUGGUGGUUAGCUGGUUGAGGUGAAAGCUGCCUGUGGUAGUUGUGGUUCUUUAAAGCUCCAUUAAAGGUUUUGUGUUUGAGUUUCAUCAUGUUCAAUUUUAACGUUUUCCGUGAAACCUGUACUCAGGAGAUUAACCAUUACUAAUUUAGAAAGUGCCAAAUUACACUAAAAUAUUAUGGUAAAAAAUAAAUAAAUAAGUAAAUAGCAUAUGAAUGAUUUAAGUGUUGGUGUGGUGCAGUGGAUAACACCACUACCUGCCAGUGAACUACCAUAUUAUGUGGGAGACUGCGGUUCAAUUCCUAAUCUGGGUGACUGAAUUCCGCUCUACACCAAUAAGAGUCCUUGGGCUAGACUCCAAACACUACAUUAGCUCAACUCUACUAUUGUAAUAGGAAUAACAUUGUACAUCACCAUUGAUAAGAGCAUCAGCUAAAUACCACAAGCUUUAAAUUUCUAUUAUUAUCAUUAGCUGAUAAUUAAAUGAGUAUAACUAAAAAAGUCCGUCUAUUUCUGCACCUUCCAUUCUGAUAUAAAUAAAUACAGUAUAUUCUCUUCAUAUUUGUAUGUGUUAAGAUACAGAAUUCCAUUCCAUUUAACUAUAUUUAUGUUAUCAUAUACAGUAUCAUUCAGAGUAUUGCAUUGUCUAUCUAUCACUUUGCUGCUGUCCUGUUUUUACUGUGUGAUUGUUACUAAACUGCACUUUAUUUUAAGACUCUUACACAUCUAUACAUCUAUAUAUACCAGAUUUUUACCGUUUGUACAAUAGUGUGUUCCUGUGUGUGUUGUUCUUAUAAGCAUAAGAAAUCAAACAGUUCAUUUUAUUUCAUGUAAGGUAUUAAAGUAUAUAUUUACUUUAAUAUAUGAGCACAUCAAAAAGCACUUAGAGUAAGAGAAGGAGCAUCACUACCUCUUGUUUACUGAUGAUUAGUAGAAAGAACUCUACAGUGAUCUUUAUAUGUAUUUGAAUUGCUUAUAUUUGUACCGUAAAUGUAUAUAUUUUUAGUGCAUGCAGCUGAUUAUUAUACUAUCUCAAUAAAAAGUGUAAAUAUGUAUU
Molecule: messenger RNA, 3379 nt
Organism: Astyanax mexicanus (Mexican tetra)
Lineage: Eukaryota; Metazoa; Chordata; Actinopteri; Characiformes; Acestrorhamphidae
Product: E3 ubiquitin-protein ligase TRIM39
Exons: 11
Coding region: 98-1435 (445 amino acids)
Molecular function (GO): protein binding
Source: RefSeq, a predicted model, not a curated record